AUGGUGUACACUGAUGAUGCGCCCCGGAAUCAAGGACCAACCGUAUGGUGUGUAUAUGAACCUGUUUUGGUCACUGACAAUCAUGGGAACGUAGUUACUAACCCACUUGACGCUGCCCGCCACUGUCUUGUGUCAAGAACAGACUUCAAUUCCCUUAAUCCAACUACCACCCCUGCUUCUGUCUUGAUAUCAGGGCACAGAAUGGCUGAGAAAGCAGACGAUUUAUACCUACCGAAUGCAGUGCUUCUUCGAAUUAUACGUGAAUCUCUACCUGAACGAACGAUAGUCAGUCGUGAGGCACGUUCAGCUAUCAGUAAAUCAGCUAGUUCAUUUAUUCUCUAUGUUACUUCACUGGCUAGUGUUCAUUGUGAAAAAUCAAAACGUAAAACGUUAACUGGAAAUGAUAUAUUGGCUGCUUUGAAAGAAAUGGAAUUCGGUCAUUUUAUACCAGCGUUGAAUACAUUUCUAGAAAAGUAUCGUGAACAAACAACUGCAAAAAAGACGCAUAAACGUUUAUACAGUGAAAUUGAUGAUGGGAAGACCAGUAACCAGUUGAUUAAGAAUCUACCAGCCUCCUCCUCGUCCUUAGUAGCAUCAUCAUCGUCGUCAGCAUCAUCCACAGUGAUACCGAAUUCUAAACUCUUGAGUGAUAACAACGUCAUCAACACCACCAACAACAACGUUGUCUCCUUAUCAGAGAUUGAAGAAGAGAAUAUAGACGAAGCUGAUCCAAACGAUGAAGAUAUUACUGAUGAUGAGGAUCAGGAUGAAGAAGAGGCAGAAGACGCUGACGGUAUGGAAGUCGAUGUGGAAGGUGAAGAAGCAUUAGAAGUAGAAGAUGAAGUGGAACCAGAUGAAGAUGUUCAUUUCAAUGAAAAAAAUGUAGAUCAUGCGGAUCAAGUAGUCAUUGUUAUCGGAGAUGAUGACAAUAGUUCACAGAAGACAGAAGCUUUGAAAGAAAAUGAUGAUUCUGUUUGAUGGAUGAUAUUGUGUUCUCCUGUAAAUGGAAAGGUGUGCGUGUGUGUAUGUAUGUAGAGUCGCCUAUCUAUUAUUUUUCUUCAAUUUCAGUGCAUUUAUUUUAUACAAACUAGGUAGGAUUGUUGAAUAAACUGACUAACUAACGAACUAACUAACUAAUUGUCUCUUAUUUUUUUUUCACCAAAAGUUUCUCUGUGCUGGUUAGAUUUUAUGUAUUUUUCAUGAGAGAGUAUUUCAAGUUUAUGUAAAAUGUCUAGAAAAAAAAAACCAUUACUUCGAUAUUUUGUGUGCCCUUGGCUGUAAAGGGAAUGCCGAGAAAAUACACUGCACUGAUUAAGGCACUCACUCUACUCGAACUCAUGCAGUCAACCAGAUGAGAGCUUACGGCGAGUUGUCAUCUUAACUGGUGACAACUAGUGUAGCGGUGUCCGUCAAGGAUGCCUAUUAUCCCCAUUUCUAUUGAAUUUCAUCAUAGAUCUACUAAUGGACUUAACCCCAAACUGAAUUCAGCGACUCAGGGAUUGACUUGUUGCGGUCAGGGAAUAAUAGUCUCGUUGACUUAGAAUAUGGAGAUGAUAUAGUCCUCCCUGCUAGGCGAGGACGCUGACAAAAUCCAGCAGAGUCUUUUGAACGCCUUGAGCUGCAAUCUACGAAUGUUUGGCAUGC
Messenger RNA from Trichobilharzia regenti, 1644 nucleotides. The record is from the annotation of a GenBank genome assembly. Lineage: Eukaryota; Metazoa; Platyhelminthes; Trematoda; Strigeidida; Schistosomatidae.